Messenger RNA from Cynoglossus semilaevis (tongue sole), 4546 nucleotides. It is a transcript of the gene sec63, whose product is annotated as SEC63 homolog, protein translocation regulator. The coding region runs from base 152 to 2461 and encodes 769 amino acids. Gene Ontology annotation, biological process: SRP-dependent cotranslational protein targeting to membrane; post-translational protein targeting to endoplasmic reticulum membrane. Gene Ontology annotation, cellular component: Sec62/Sec63 complex. The record is from RefSeq and is a predicted model, not a curated record. The transcript has 20 exons. Gene Ontology annotation, molecular function: RNA binding; transmembrane protein transporter activity. Lineage: Eukaryota; Metazoa; Chordata; Actinopteri; Pleuronectiformes; Cynoglossidae.
CGCGUGCGUACACCACGUAGCCCAGUGCUCAGGCUCAGCGUUCUGAGCUCGUUGCUAACUGGCUAACUAACGGUCUGUCCAGUCGCAUACAUUGGGUUAGGAGGGGAAGCGCGGUGGCGGAGAAGAAGGGAGACCUGAACGCCGCUAAGAAAUGGCCGGACAACAGUUCCAGUAUGACGACAGCGGCAACACAUUUUUCUAUUUCCUUACGUCCUUCGUCGGACUUAUUGUGAUCCCAGCCACAUACUACCUCUGGCCCCGGGAUCAGAAUGCAGAACAACUGCGCCUAAAGAGCCUCAGGAGGGUUCACGGUCGCUGUCUGUGGUACCGUCUCAGGCUGAUGAAGUCACAGCAGAGCAUUGUACCAACACUAAAGAAAGCCGCUUUGCUAUUUGGGUGGGCUGUGUUCCUGCUGCUAGCCUACAAGGUGUCCAAGUUGGACAGAGAAUACCAGGAGUACAAUCCUUAUGAAGUCCUAAACCUGGACCCGGGUGCAUCGCUGUCAGAAAUUAAGAAGCAGUACCGUGUACUGUCGCUUAAAUUCCAUCCUGACAAAGGUGGCGACCAGGAUACGUUUAUGAGAAUCGCCAAAGCCUACAAUGCUCUGACCAAUGAACAGUCACGGCAGAACUGGGAAAUGUACGGUAACCCUGAUGGACCAGGAGCUACCAGCUUUGGCAUUGCCCUGCCUGCCUGGAUUGUUGACCAGAAGAACUCGAUGCUGGUUCUGUUAGUGUAUGGAUUAGCCUUCAUGGUCAUCCUUCCUGUGGUUGUGGGCACAUGGUGGUACCGCUCCAUCCGCUACAGCGGCGACCAGAUCCUCAUCAACACCACUCAGCUUUUCAUGCAUUUCAUGUACAAGACGCCCAACAUGAACAUGAAGCGUUUGGGUAUGGUAUUGACGGCUGCGUUUGAGUUCGACCCCCGCAGCAAUAAAGAAGCCACCAUACGGCCAACAGACAACAUCGUAGUGCCUCAGUUGAUACGUGAGUUAGGAAAUAUCAACGUGAAGAAGAAGGAGCCUCCAUUCUGUUAUCCUUACAGUUUGAAGGCCAGAGUCUUAGUGCUGGCUCACCUGGCUCGAAUGGAUGUGUCUGAGGAGUUGGAGGAAGAUCAGAGGUUUGUAGUGAGGAAGAGUCCAGCACUCCUGCAGGAGAUGAUCAACGUGGGCUGUCAGCUGACGAUGAUGGCCAACAGUAGAGGAGGUUUUCACGCCCCGCGCCUGGGAACAAUAGAGAACUGCAUGAGACUGACCCAGAUGAUAGUUCAGGGCCUGCAGGAAUCAAAGUCACCACUUCUGCAGCUACCCCACUUCGAGGAGGAACAUCUCCGUUACUGCAACUCCAAAAAGUACAAAGUUCGGAGCCUGCAGGACCUAGUGAGUAUGAAGGACUCAGACAGACGCAGCAUGUUGCGUUUCCUGGGAGAGGAGAAGUACGAAGAGGUCAUGGCUGUGCUGGGCAGCUUCCCUCACCUCACCAUGGACAUCAAACUGCAGGUCUUGGACGACGAAGACAGUAAUAACAUCACAGCAGGCUCCAUCGUCACAGUCACAGUCACCCUAACCAGAAAACGGAUGGCGGUAAGGACUGACACUGAAGUCACAUCAGCUGACAUGUUUGAAAAAGAGCAGGACACAACACAGUGUCCAGGAGAGGAGGCUGCUGCUGCCACAGAAGAAACGCAGGCAGACUCCAGUAAAGCCAAAACCAAAGUUUGGCAGAACAAGAGCAAAGGAGCAAAGAAAACGGCCAAGUCCAAGAAGAAAAAGUUAACCAAGAAGAAGGCCACUCCUGCACCGGCCAAGUCUAAACAGGCCAACGGCAACGUAGCAGGAAACGAAGUGGCAGCUGCAGCAUCAACGGCAGCAGCAAAGGAAGAAGAGGAUGAUGCCUCGGACAAAGGCAGCGAGUCGGAUGAGGGCGAGGUCAACAAAGACUCUGCCAGCGAAAGAGACGAUGACAGCGACAAGCAAAGUGACACUGAGGUGGAUGAAAUGGCAGGUGACGACGAGGAGGAGUGGGAGGCGUUGCAGCAAAGCAUUCAGCGGCGAGAACGAGCCCUGCUUGAGACCAAAUCAAAAGUGACGCACCCCGUCUACAGCCUUUACUUCCCCGAGGAGAAGCAGGAGUGGUGGUGGCUCUACAUCGCCGACCGUCGGGAUCAGACCCUCGUCUCUGUUCCCUACCAUGUUUGCACACUCAAAGACACAGAGGAGGUUGAGCUGAAGUUUCCAGCUCCCUCCAAAACAGGGAACUACCAGUAUUCGGUUAUCCUCCGCUCUGAUUCCUUCAUGGGACUGGACCAGAUCAAACCACUGAAGUUGGAGGUCCACGAGGCCAAAGCCAUGCUUGACAACCACCCACAGUGGGACAUCCCUGACACGGAAGAGGAGGACGAGGAGCAGGAGGACAGUGAUGGCAUCGAGGAGAGUGAAGAAGAUGAUGAAGACAACGAUUGAAAUUUAAAAAAUUGAAUGGGGACAUUUUCAAUCCAACAGCCUUCUCCCACGGACUGGCCAGCAAUCUGUUCCAGACCCCACAGCCGUAAUCCACAGCGAACAACCCUGCCCUCCCUGCCACACAACUGCAUACACACACACACAUGCACACUGAUGACAGCUUCCGAGCAAUUCUCCCAUCGGCUUCUUCCCUUAGUGUGUUCUGUCCUAACGAUAACGUUAACUGUGACCAUGGCCCUUUUCUACAGAGACUUGUUCUUUCACUUUCCGUAUCUGGCGGAUGAAAAGUCUGUGAAUACUUUACACCAGACCCAUGUGUGUGAUUUGGCAUGUAUGUGACAGGGUGAUUUUUGUGUGUGUGUGUGUGUGUGUGAGUGAGUGUGUGUAUGUGCGUACGUGUGUCUCCUGUGAGUUUGUUACCUUGUAUGUGUUUAUACAGGUAUGAAAGGUUGUCACACUGUGGACUGGAGGACCUAUUUUCUGGGCUCUUUUCCUGAGGGGGAGAGAGAAUGUGCAACAGCUAAUUCUAAGUGGAAAAAAACUAGCAUCACAAACUCUUUGUGGAAGUCGUGACAUUAUUCUAAUGCCCCUUUUUUUUAAAUCACACUGCACCAAAUGAUUUCCCUUCAAUGAAACUUUCUUUUGGACAAUCUAACAACAAAACAUGUGAGCUUUAGCUGUUUCUUGUCAGGAAUCACAUUAAAGUUUCAUAUUGUUUUUUUCUCUAACUGUUUCCAAAUGAUCACCCGCCACCCACAGAUAGAUAGUGAUGCCUCUGCUGCAGUCAACCUGAGAAGACAACUGUCAGAAGUCUUUUAAAAUGAAUCAUAAGUGUGUAACAUUACAAAGAUGUUUAGUGUUAUGGUCUUUAUUUUCUUAAUGUACAACAACAAAGAUGUGGAUUUUGGUCUUUUUUUAGGGGCUCAGAUACUAAUACUGAUAUAAAUAAUAUACUUGUGGCUUUUCAGACUUCCUGUCCAUUGUUGCACAUUCCACUGUAUACUCAUUGUCCAAAAAGGCCUUAUGAAUAUAACUGAAAGACCACAUCAUGCACAUCCUUGGGUGCCAUGCACCGGUGGUUCAUGGGAGGGUAGAAAGUAGUCGGUAGUUGUUUGGUCAUAUAAUCCUACAGCUCUGCAGAAUUGUUACAUAUCAUCACUGAUGCUGCCAUGACAGUCACUGUAAGUAGUCAGGUCUGGGGCCAGGGGGUUAGCAGUGUGGGACAAACAGCUGCACCACGAUCUGAAGUGGUGUGAACUUGUUACAAGUGGUGUGUGGUGUAAUGCUGAUAUUCUCUUCAGCACCCCAUAGUCAAGCAGAACAAAAUCUCUGACUUUUCUACACUCGAGGUUCUGUUCAUCAAAUCUCCUUGUGGAUCUUUUUAUUUUUAUCCAUCUUCUGCAGAAAUGCACAGAAAAACCUGAUAUCAGGAGAAAUUCUGAUGAAAGAGAUUUGUUCAUCUCUGUUGAACUGCAGUUACAACAAAUGUAAGACAGAACUUUGUCUUAUUUUUUUUUUUUUUAAUUAUUAUUCAUUUUUUUCUCCCCUGUUUUAACCUUGGUUGUAUGUCAGUUAGAAGAAUGAGAAAAUCAGGGCUUCCCUGUACCGCUCUGUGGGUUUUCACCGUAUGUCGUCAGCAUGACAGUUCCAUUUUCAAAAGAUAUAAAUAGAAACUGUUUCACCAGGAGUAUCCUCACAAUACCACAUUUUAGUACAACGCCGUUGUAGGAGAGGUCGUUCUCUACCUUAAUACCACACACACACAAACACAUGCACGCACUCUACCCUUCUUUAAUCGCAUUUGAAGCAGGUGUAUGCUUACAGGUAACAUUGUACUCUUGAGUAUUUAUCGCUCUGCAAUAGAAUGUAGCAUCAGUGGUUCGACGCUGUGUUGGGAAAAAAAAACAAAACUGCAGUGAGGUUAGAUACUACACCGUGACACAGUCCAGACUGGUCCAGUUUGGACCAACUACCCAACGACUAUCUGUCUGCCCCUUUUGUUUACAAAGGAACUGUCAUUGUAAAUGGAAAAAAAUAUAUUAUUUGUAUUUAAAAUCAUUUCAAAUAAAAACCUUUUAAAUGAGA